Messenger RNA from Talaromyces atroroseus, 1041 nucleotides. RefSeq lists its product as hypothetical. NCBI's taxonomy places the organism in Eukaryota, Fungi, Ascomycota, Eurotiomycetes, Eurotiales, Trichocomaceae. The coding region runs from base 1 to 1041 and encodes 346 amino acids. Gene Ontology annotation, molecular function: oxidoreductase activity. The record is from RefSeq and is a predicted model, not a curated record. The transcript has 7 exons.
AUGUCGUUAACUCAUAUGCACAUCCGGACAUACGAAAACACCACGCCACCUCGAUCAAAAGCACACAAAGCUAUUCAAUAUGGGAGUCUAACAGUCACGCCCGUUCUACAGAACGAAAACUCAGUAUUUGGUGCGGAGGUCUCCGGGGUUGAUUGGGCAAAUCCGGUUCCAGCGGAAACAGUAGCUCAGCUAGUGGCGCUACAAGAUGAGUACGGUGUGUUGAUAUUUCGAGAAACAGGGCUUGACAAUGCCCGCCACAUCGCAUUUUCACAACAAUUGGGAAAAGAGCUAGAGGUCAACCCAUUCUACUAUGGUCGAGAAAACGAUCGCCUCGGUGAGCCAUUGCUAUUCGACGUCGGGAACAUAGAAUUGGAUGGCACAUUGGUCAAAAUGGAUAGCAGGAGAUGGCAUCACAGCCUGGGUAAUGCCCUGUGGCAUACGGAUUCAACAUAUCACCAACACCGCUCCAAGUACUCCAUACUCUUGUCCCACGGCAAUCCAGUUAAGGGGGGAUCGUGGACACAUUUUGCUGACACACGUCGAGCAUAUGCCGACCUACCUGACUCGAAAAAGAAGGACAUUGAUGAUUUGAUCGUGGAGCACGAUUUAUGGCACUCGAGGAAGCUUGCCUCGCCCAUUGUAUACGGAAAUCCACUGCCACAUGAACUGGCCGCAAAACCGCCUGCAUAUCACCGCCUCGUUCAAGUAGCACCAGACGGGCGUAAAACAUUAUAUCUUGCCGCACAUGCCAAGCUGAUCCUAGGUCGAUCGUUGGAGGAUAGUCAAAAAUUGAUAUGGGAGCUCAUCGACCACUGCACCCAGCCAAAGUAUGUCUUUAGUAUGGAAUGGCUUUCCGGAGGCGAUAUGGUAUGGUGGGACAAUAGACAAUCCAUGCACCGCGCAAACCCCUACACCGAGACCAUGACUGCCAGAGAUGUACGACGAUCGACAAUCAUCGAUGAUGGUCCGUUGGCAUACGGUGUGUCUAUUGAAGAAAGGAUGGCGGUUGAACGCAAAACCCCCAAUACAACAGACCCAUAG